AGCAGGUGAAACGCGAGCAUGUAAACAAAGCCUGGCAGGUGCUUGCGCGCCUACUCCAAAGUAGCAUCAAAAUACACCACCUCUUUCAAAUCCGAUUUCGUUAAUCAGUAUUCCAUGGCCACCGAAGACAUCUCCCCAUAUGAGAACUCAUCCGAAGAAGAUGAUGGAAGUUCAGAAGAAGGGGACACGGCUGGAUCAAAUCGGAGCACGCCUGCUAAGCUUGUUGCCAAGCAUGCCAUUACAGGACGAGGCAUCACAUUAUGUAUGCUGAUGCAGGAUGGUAUCGUUGAGGCUGGAGUUGGCCUCUUGACCAUAAGCUACCUCGGUAAAAAAUUUGUUGGUGAUCUGCUACCUGAUGGUAAAAUAAAAUUCCAAGAAAAUGGAGAGCUGUUCAACUCUCCGAGCGCUUGGGCAAUCCAUUGUAAAAAGAUUGUGAACCCAACAAAGAAGUCAGGAUGUGGUUGGGCAUCAGUGAAAUAUAAAGGCAGAAAGCUGGAUGCCUACAAGACAACCUGGUUCCGCAAACAGAACCCUGAGAGCUUUCUGAAUAAAGUUAUACAGCCACCUACCUCGACUCGUAAACCAGAAGGUUUAAGCAGUAAGCUUGAAGCGUUGAAUAAUGCUAACAAUCUCAAAAACGGCAACAGCUCAACGCAAAGUCAAAAUGGAGACUCGGAAAAGAACGUCAACGGUGAUGUCGUCAAACCUCAGAAUGGAACAAAGUCACCUGAAUCGGUAUCUGAAGAAUCAAAGAAAAGUCCUAAGGAAGAGAAAGAAAAGACUGCAGAGCCCGGGGAGGUAUUGGACCUCUCCAUGUCAGGCCCGUACAGCCAGCCGAACGCAACCAUGAGAAAGUCAGUGAAAUACACCAUGCUUGGGAGGAGAGAACUCGGCAGGUAUACAAAAUCGAAAGACACACAAACCCUCGUUCAAUGUGCCAGAUUCCAGGACUUUGGGAAACUUCAACCGUUUACGAUAUCAUUUCAAACCAACUCAUUAUUACUCAUGGAUUACCACUGCCACCUCACAACCAGUGAAGUCGUUGGAUACUUGGCUGGGAAAUGGGAUCAAAACUCACAACAUUUAACCAUCGUACAGUCAUUUCCGUGUCGGUGUCGACUUGGUGAUCGAGAGAGUUCCGUCAUUGUCGAAGAAGAGAUUCGACAGAAUAUGGAGCGCCGGGGUCUGACAUUGGUGGGCUGGUACCACAGUCACCCGGAAUGCCAGGCAGACCCUUCCAUCAAAGACAUCGAAUCACAAUUUGAAUAUCAACUCUGUCUCAAAGGCAUGGGCAGCUCAUAUCAUCCCUGUAUCGGCGUCAUAUGUUCUUCUUACAACCCGAGCAGAACGGAGAAGAGUUCUAAAAUCCGUGCAUUUUGGGUGAUGCCCCCGCUCGAGCUUGCAACAAUAGAUUACAGUAUUCCCAUGGAAAUGUCAUACAACGAAAUCCAAGACACGCAUUUAUCUCCUGAAAUCGUCAAUGAAAUGAAAUGGCUUACAGACUUCUACCGAGGUGCUCCCGAUCUGAUUCCGUUUGCCAGUCCCUGGCAGCAUACAACAACAUAUCUAGAGAAGAUAAAGGCUUCCCUUUCGAAGAGGCUUCCAAACGACCAAGGAGAUGGCUCAUUCCUCGACUCCAUACAUAUACUUCUGACGCAGUACAUGUGAGGCGUCAGUAGUUGGUUCGUUACUUAAUAGGGGGCAGCUUAUACAAGGAGAAACCCGACUUGUAAAGUUCCGCCUGUGCUUGAUUUAUCAAAAGGCGUUUGCGACUGAGUUGCAUUAACUCAUUCAGCUUGAGCAGACGACAUCAUUAACUCAAGGUGUUCGAUGAGGAACUACUUGAAGAAAAGUUGUUCAUAUUGACCAAUCAACUUCAGCUUUAUGAGCCAAUACUUACCAACGGUGUCUUAAUGGCAACACCAGGGUUGAAAGAGUUUUGCAUGUUCAAGUCUAUAAAAAACAAAACACUUUCUUCAUGGAAUUUCAUUAGCACCUGAUGUCUAUCAUUUUAAUGAAACAAGCACGAGUGGAUACCAAGUUCAGGUCACAUUCCAAUGCUUUUUACAAUAUGUUUGAAUUCCAUUUGAAAUUUUUCGUAACAACUGAAAACUUAAUUCGAGGACAUGUAUAAAUUCAUUUGUGCCAGUUAACAGUUUUACACCAGGUUUAUUUUUGUAGCUUCUUUACACAAUGAAUUAAACUUAAGUUAGAUAAACAUAAUGCAUGAAAAUUACCACUUGAAGAUACAUGUACAUGUACAUCCAUUUUUGCCAUUUUGAGAAAAAAUGGCUACAGAGUUUGAUAUUUAACUGAAAAUGUAUUGGAAAAUUUGUACAUUUUUUAUCACAAAAGUUUAACCGGUGCCCCAAAAGCCCUGAAAUUUGAGGACAUUAUCGGCCGUUAAAUGGGUAAUACCAUGGUUUCGGUUAACUCCAAAACGUUGGGUAGGGCCUAUUUUGUGACGAAACUCUUCACUUUAAUCUUUUGUUAGUUAAAGUUUAUUAGUUGAAAUUCCUCUUGAGGCUAAUAAGGGUGAUUGCCUGAACGCGACGGGAUUAAAUGACAAGACCUUAUGUCCCAGGUAAAAGAAAACAUGUUAGGAACUUUAUUCGGAAAGAUGGGGAAAGACGGGAAGUUGGUUAAUCGCCCGCAUAUUUUUCAAGUAUGUUUACCUUACACAAGAGAACAUGAAUUUUGCUUCGCUCAAAGAUCUCACUGUGCUCAUAAAAAUUUUAAAUCAUCAAUCAAGUUUUAUUAAAAAAUCAAUUCUGAAAAAAACGGAACCAUGUACCAUGUUUGUUGUCUGAAAUUUGGGGCCUUCGUUGUUUAUGUGAGACUUGGAAGUUCUGAAGUAGUUCUCAGGGCGGGGAGGCGGCUCCCAGUCGUUCCAAUACAGUGUAUAUAAAUAUCAUGAGCUGUGUCACGCUGAGGCACUCUGGGGUAUCAGUGGCAGCAAUAUUUUAGAGCACACCGAGAGACAAAAAGGGGAUCAAGCCAGGUUCGAACCCAUGACCCUUGGAUUGAGAUUCAGAGACAUGAGUACGCCACUGCACACCUCCAAAUGACAUGUUUUAUUCUGGCCUUCAAAGUCGAAAAAUUGGAAACAAAAAUGAACUGCCACUGCUAUCAAAAUAUUAAAAAAUGUUGACACUUUUAUGUUCAUUGGAUACGAAAGACCUCUGCAGCUGAUAAAAUCAGUAUUUUUGGUGACUAAUGAUAAAAACGAUCGCCCUGGGUGUCUCGUUGUUAAGCACGAGGAAUUCCAUGAAUUAUAUCAGGAGAAAUGACGAAAGAUUUUCUGUUUCUGGUUGGGAAACUUGGUGUGUAUACCUGGGCAAGCAAAAAAACUCCCAAGUAAGAAACAUGAGUACCGGUAACAUGUGUGGACUCUACUGUGGCCAAAGCCUUGAGUCACUUGGCAUAUAAAAAUUCUUAUCGCAUUUAGGAGAGGAAUACUCUCUUGCAAAUACCCGGUAACACCUCCAAGUGCACAGCAAACACUGAAGCAGAAGAAGAAAUGUUCAAACCAGAAGCAGACUUUAUUUCAUCAUGACGCUUUGCAUCAUUAUUAUUGUUGUUAUAAUGAAUUGUGUUGUACUAUCUGUAUAUAUUUGUUCUAUGUCUAUAAUUAUGAUUUAGAUGAGCAUUUUACAUGCGCGAGAUUAAAUGAUGAUGAGUAUUUACUUAUUCACUACGAUGUGUUAGAUUCAAAUGCUGAUGUAUGUACAUGUAUUCAUAUAUAUUUUACACAUUCCAGGGCUAUUCCGUUGAAGUUAUCACCCCCUGUUUUAUCCAAGGAUGUUCUGUUUUUAACUUUGCAUGUAGACAUGUUGGAAAAACAAAUGCCAUGGACUGGUAAUGUUCCCAUUCACCAAAACUUGUGGUGGAAUUCCAUAGCAGUGACUUGUGCAUUAAUUUGGGAGUUUCAUUCGUCCUCAAAUGUCAAUGAUUGUCAUUGAAAAUUGAUACAAAAUCUCAAGUAUUGACAGUUUCCAAAAUUGUACCGUGCAACAUUCCAUUUGGCCCAACUCCCUGGAUUAUCAGCGUUUUAUUACACCAUUAGAGUUUUUCCGUUGAAUAUAUUUUUGGUAACAUUAUUUACAGAAGCUAAUUACAUUAUGUGUUGUUUCAAGAGAAUGGAUUCUGUCUUGUGAAAUUGUCGGUUGACAUUGAUUGUGCUCGCAAAAAGGCUGAUUCUAAAAGUCGUGAACCAUUUUAUAUUUUCGUCAAAAUCCAGACAUUUGUUGCGAAAAGUAUUAAUCUAAUUAUUUUCCCAUUGGAAUUAUCAAGUCAAUUAUUUUGCAGAAAUUUACAAUGUCAUCUCAAAGGCAUGUUUCUGCAAAAGUUUAGAUCUGUUGAAAAAUAUUUACAGUAUACUUUUGUAUACCUACAUUUUGAAUCGAAAGAACAAAUCUAAAGUUUGAGAACGGGACCGAAGGGGCAAAAUGUAUUUUCCCUCUUAUUGCAGACAGUGAAAAAAUCAGUUCUGUUCGGUUAGAAGAUAGAGACGCUGCUAGUUUGUGAGAUUUUCUCACAAUAUUGUGAGCCCAGGAGUGUUCGCAGUUUAUGAAAUUACAACUUUUGCAUACUUUUGAUUGAGGAUUUUAAUAACCCAGGAACAAUAAUUUCAGUUAGAUUUUUUUUCAUGGCCAAACACUUUCAUGAUUAUAUAAAAAUUCAAAAUGAAAGACACUGGAAUAUUUCUAGGUUAACCGUUAACAAUAGAUGCCCAGAAAAUGCCUCACUUUAAAAGAAAUUGGUGUUGUUUCAUUUCGUUGAAAUGUACAUUCGUCCAUUCAGAACCCUCACGGCAGUAUUUUCGUAUUAUUUGAGUCUUUAGUACUGCUGAAAAAUAAAUAAAGAGUAUUAGCAUGUCACCAAAUGUUCACACGCUGUUGGUCAGAGUUGGUUACGAUGUAAGGUAGAAUGGUACAAUUAUAGCUAUGGUCCAGCUAGGCACUGUGUGCUUUAAUGUGUACUGCUAUAAUUGGACUGAAGCUAAAAAUGUACCACAACUCUCAUUGUUUGGUCAGUGCCACUUGCUAUCGUGUCUAACUCAUAUCUAUAUCAAUUUGCUAUCUUCGGCUCAUUUUGGUUGAAAAUGGCCUUUUAGCUUGAGCGUAUUGACGAGGUCGAUAAUAUGUGACCCGCUCUACCAAAACUAGGCGCUUAUCGCAUCUGAACUUGACAGGUUGAUACGGACUUGUUGUUCAUUUCCCUAUUGUAGACCUUUUGUGAAAUGUGACCAAAUCAGUUUGUAAUAGAUUUUACAAAAGGUCUACAAUAGGGAAAUGAACAACAAGUCCGUAUCAACCUGUCGAGUUCAGAUGCGACAAGCGCCUAGUUUUGGUAGAGCGAGUCACAUAUAGUAGAACCUUUCUAUUAAUGACAUCCUCAGGACUGACAAGUGCUGUCCUUGAUAGAGAUGUGUCCUGAUUAGAGAGGUCAACUCGAAUGGAAACAGCCAAUUUGGGAUCAAAACUUGUAUCCUUAAUAGAGCUGAAGUGUCCGCUGUGGGCGGUUCCACUGUAUAACUUUUUAUAAAAAGAGCUUUCUAAGUCAUAUGACUGUUAGCAGAACUGUUUUUGCUCUUGGACACCUAAUUAGAAAUCGAUUUCAGUUUUGGUAAUCCGGCCCAUCACCUUCUCUUUAAUUUCACUUUACUUCUGUAUUUGAAAAAAUCAGUUUUGGUGUUAUUGAUUUUAAGACCAAUACAUCUUUAGCAAUAAUCUUAUAAUAAAAUAGUUAUCACUGAUGCCAAAUGGGAAACAUCCUCCUGGCCCUGGGUAAUUAAUUCUACAUGAGCGAAGGUCACCCAGUCAGCAUGAAGUUCAAAGAAAUUUUUAUCAAAUAGCAAUUUGGCAGCAUGGGAUUGGGAUUCAAGUAGCAUUGAAAUGAACCAGCCCUUCUUCAAAAUUGUAUGUUGUUUAUUUUCAAUAAAAAUUUCUUUUAUUCUUUGAACUUCACGCAAAAAUUUUAAGUUUGGGUUGGUGUUUGGGUGACAUUUGCGUCGCCCAGCACGACAUUUUCCUUUUUGGCAUCACUGAUUCUCUAGACCACUAAAACAUUGUCUGUUUCCGAAGAUCUUAUCAACUGUGUCGUGUUGACUUUGUUGUUGUUCUUACUUACUAGCUACUUUCAUCAUUCCUUCAUGUCUUAGUUCUAUGUAUACUGUCAGAUACUUAAUAAACAUACUUAGUAUGUUGUCAA
This is a messenger RNA of Lineus longissimus, 6213 nucleotides long. RefSeq names its product MPN domain-containing protein-like. The transcript has 13 exons. Lineage: Eukaryota; Metazoa; Nemertea; Pilidiophora; Heteronemertea; Lineidae. The coding region runs from base 115 to 1668 and encodes 517 amino acids. Gene Ontology annotation, molecular function: protein binding; metallopeptidase activity. The record is from RefSeq and is a predicted model, not a curated record.